Messenger RNA from Strongylocentrotus purpuratus (purple sea urchin), 2041 nucleotides. It is a transcript of the gene trnt1, whose product is annotated as CCA tRNA nucleotidyltransferase 1, mitochondrial. Bases 527 to 1960 code for a protein of 477 amino acids. The record is from RefSeq and is a predicted model, not a curated record. Gene Ontology annotation, molecular function: RNA binding; nucleotidyltransferase activity. Lineage: Eukaryota; Metazoa; Echinodermata; Echinoidea; Camarodonta; Strongylocentrotidae. The transcript is spliced from 6 exons. Gene Ontology annotation, biological process: RNA processing.
UUUUAUUUAUUUCUUCAUAAACCAUUGCCCUCGUUUGAUAAUUGACAUCAUGCAAUAAUUCUAUAAUCACUUAACUGGGUGUAUCGGCUAUUGAAACAUCAGUUUGCACUGAUGGAAUAUGCUAAAUGUUUUUAUUGUAGUCCCAUAAACUGAAAAUUGUGUGUGCUGAGGAUUGAUUAGCGGCAGGAGAGGCGAGAGGUCUCUCGCGCUCGCUGAGCUGCGCAGCUCAGUCGCGCACUUGGAUUGCACAAUCAUUGCAGCUAACCCUUUGAAACAUGGAUUGUAUUGCUCAAUCAAAUAAUUGGGAAGUGUUAGUAUUUGCAACAAGUUUAUCAAGAUUACUAGUAACUAUGCAGCCUUUGUGAAUUGUAUUGCAUUCCGGUUUCAUCAUGACUUUAGCUUGUAAAAACUAAUGGCAAUCAUGGCUGUAAUUUGUAAAUAAAUGCUUUGCUCUCCUCAUGUUCCAUAAUUCCAUUUUAAAUUUAGGUUUGCUAUGUACUUCAAGUAAUGUCCAGGCAAUGACCAGAUGACGAGCACAGCCAGGAUUGCCAGAAAUCUUGCUGGGAGAUUCAAUGGACAUCGUUUCAAGCAGUGCUGCCUUCCGCUUCCCUGGUCCCUCAACCAACCGCAAACCUAUCGUCUUCAGACCGCUUCUGCUCCUAGGAUCACACCUGCUCUUAACCUACCAGUCAGUACCUGUUUUAGGUACUUCAGCAGUGCAAAGAUGAAGAUUGACUCGCCAGAGUUCAGGGGACUCUUCACGCCAGAAUUAAAGCAGCUGGCAGAGCUCUUUGAAAGAUAUCAAUAUGAACUCAGGAUAGCAGGUGGUGCCGUUAGAGAUCUUCUUACGAAAAAGCAGCCUCAAGAUGUGGACUUUGCCACCAUAGCCACACCCGACCAGAUGAAAGAAAUGUUCACGAAGGAGGGCAUCCGAAUGAUCAAUGCCAAGGGAGAGAAGCACGGCACCAUCACAGCCAGGAUCAACGAUAAGGAGAACUUUGAGAUCACAACCCUGAGGAUUGAUCGGGUGACCGAUGGCAGGCACGCCGAGGUUGAGUUCACCACAGACUGGAGGACUGAUGCAGAGAGGAGAGAUUUGACCAUCAAUUCCAUGUUUCUGGGUCUUGAUGGAACGUUGUAUGACUUCUUCAAUGGAAAAGAGGCUCUUGAGAGAUGUCAUAUAGCCUUUGUUGGGAAUGCUGCGACUCGGAUACAAGAAGAUUAUUUGAGAAUACUUCGAUAUUUCAGGUUCUAUGGGCGUAUUGCAAGGGAGAGCAACAAACACACUCCAGAAACUCUUCAAUCCAUACGGGAGAACGGUCAUGGACUGGCGGGGAUCUCAGGGGAGAGAAUAUGGAUGGAGGUGCGGAAGAUCUUGACUGGCAACUUUGCUGCUGAUCUCAUUCACUGCAUGUAUGACUUGGAUCUGGCUCGUCAUAUAGGUAUCCCACCAGAAGCAGACCUACAAGAACUGCACAAGGUAUAUCAGCGAAGCCAGUCACUGCACCCUCACCCUGUCACCAUUCUCUCGGCUCUCUUCAAGGAUGAGAAUGAUGUCCUCACCAUGGAGCAAAGGAUGAGGAUCUCGGCCGAGGAGCGCAAGACUGCCCUCUAUGUGAUUGCAGAGAGAGGGGACAAACCCCACAAGAACCCACUCAAGCCUUACCAAGAUAUUGUUGUUUGUAGCAAAGAGAAGAACAUCAUCAAGUACGUGAGUGAAGUGUUGAAGUACCGAGGCGAGAGUCAGAUGCUGGUGGACUUCAGAUCGUGGGACGUUGCCAAGUUUCCGCUGUCUGGCAAAGAUCUUCUGGCUGCCGGGGUUCCAAAGGGAAGAGGCUUAGGGGGUGUGAUGGAGACGGUUAGACAGUGGUGGAUGGAUAGCGACUUCAAGGCCACGAAAGAAGAGCUUCUAGAAAGAUUGCAGGAGACGAUGCAAGAGCAAGGAAAAGGAGACUCAUGACCAAAGUGGAAAGAGACUUAGAGUUAGGAAGAUGAAGACAUUUAUUUCAUUUGAAGCAUUCACUCAUGGCAUCUGCUGAGA